This is a messenger RNA of Limanda limanda (common dab), 1911 nucleotides long. Its product is annotated as carbohydrate sulfotransferase 3-like. The coding region runs from base 38 to 1342 and encodes 434 amino acids. The record is from RefSeq and is a predicted model, not a curated record. Gene Ontology annotation, cellular component: Golgi membrane. The transcript is spliced from 2 exons. NCBI's taxonomy places the organism in Eukaryota, Metazoa, Chordata, Actinopteri, Pleuronectiformes, Pleuronectidae. Gene Ontology annotation, biological process: carbohydrate metabolic process; N-acetylglucosamine metabolic process. Gene Ontology annotation, molecular function: N-acetylglucosamine 6-O-sulfotransferase activity; chondroitin 6-sulfotransferase activity.
UCUGUAAAAGCAUAUCCAGACACAGCUGCAUCCAAGAAUGAGGAUCAAAUACACAAUAUCCAUUGUCUUUUUUGUGGCACUUGUUAUCAUUGAGAAGGAAAACAACAUUAUCUCAAGGGUGUCGGAUAAGCUCACGUUAAAGCAGACCCCCCAGACCCCUCUACAGCCAAGUAGCUUCUCCCACAUUCUGCCGAAGCACAAUGCUUCCAUUACCCCACUCAAGAAUGACUCUGCCUUCACGCUGAUGAAGCGGCGCCUGGAGAACUACAGCGAGCACCAGGAGGUGAUGACAAGGGGCAGGAAACACAUCCUCCUGCUGGCCACCACCAGGACCGGUUCCUCCUUUGUGGGCGAGUUUUUCAACCAGCAGGGCGACAACAUGUUCUACCUGUUUGAGCCGCUGUGGCACGUGGAGAAGAUGCUGACACUGGACACUGGAGGCACCAACGCCACAGCGUCAGCCAAGGCAUACCGCAAUGUGCUCCAGCAGCUCCUCCUGUGUGACUUCUCCCAGCUGGAGAGCUUUAUCGACCCCCUCCCUGUGGACCACAUCACCACCGCUCUUUUCCGCAGGGAGUCCAGCAGCUCUUUGUGCGAGGAGUCAGUCUGCAGCCCCUUCGUCAAAGGGGUCUUUGAGCGAUAUCACUGCAAGAGCAGGCGCUGUGGGCCCUUAAACCUGACCAUGGCCUCUCUGUCCUGCCUCCAGAAGGAGCACAGGGCCAUCAAGUCAGUGAGGGUACGCCAGCUGGAGACCCUCCGUCCUCUGGCUGAGGACCCACGUCUUGACGUGAAGUUCAUUCAGCUGGUUCGGGAUCCUCGGGCUGUUCUGGCCUCACGCAUGGUGGCCUUUGCAGCCAAGUACAAGAACUGGAAGGAGUGGGCCUCAGGUGGGGACAUACCCAUCGAUGAUGACGAGGUGAGGAAGUUGAAAGGGAACUGCGACAACAUCAAGAUGUCUGCAGAGAUCGGCCUCAGGCGGCCACAGUGGCUGCGUGGGCGCUACAUGCUAGUGCGUUACGAGGACAUUGCCCGGUUCCCUAUGAGAAAGGCAGCUGAGAUGUACAGAUUUGCUGGAAUCCCGUUCACUCCACAAGUGAAAUCCUGGAUCCUGAAGAACACCCAGGCCUCCAAGGAUACCAGCGGUGUUUACUCUACACAGAAAAACUCCUCAGAACAAGUAGAGAAAUGGAGGUUUAGCAUACCCUUCAAAAUAGCCCAGGUUGUACAGAAAGUGUGUGGGCCAACACUGAAACUUUUUGGCUACAAAUUUGUAAGUAGUGAAGAAAUGUUAACAGAUAAGUCUGUGAGUUUGAUCGAGAAUAAGGUUUUUAAUGUUUUGUAGGCCAACGGACACAAACUCUGAAUCUUGAUGCAGGAAAACCAAACGUUUCUGGAAUGACUGAUAUUUAUUAGGGUCUUUCAUGCUGGUACAGAGAGCUUUAUUUUUUCUGAUAGUGUGCUAUUUAAAGAUUUUCACUAUUUAAAAUAGUUUGAAGAAGACAAUGUAUUGUUGAGCAGAAAAUACAUAUAUUUAACUUUUAAAGCAAGGAAGUCCUAGGUUUUUGCACUUGAUCUGAUGCAAAACUGUGUCAUUGGCUUAUGCAAUCAGGAUCUGAAUCCAAAGCUAGAUAGCUGUGGGCAUGUGAGCAAUAUAUGAGCUGUUUCAAAGACUUCCAGGUUCCUCAUUAGUUAUUAGUUUUUGUGCAGCAACUCCUGAGUUAGUCACAUAAGCUGCUUUUACACCAAAGAAACUUGAAAGGAGUUGUAAUGACAGAGAGAGGAAAUACCUAUUCUAUGCAUGAGAUGUAAUGAAGUAACUCACCGGGCUCAAUUUAAUUAUUUAGAAUUUGUGCUGAAAUUUCAUGACUCCAGGUUGGAAUGUGCUCCACAGGUAUUCCCCCCCCCCCCCCC